UAAUUCUGUGGUUAUUUUCUAGGCUCUGCACCCCCUCCAACGAAGUAUGCGCCAAAGGCCAACAUCGCAGUGAAGGAACGUGUCUCAUACGACAAGCAGGUGACUCCCUGGGUUGAUGGUAGGAGAUGUCAAACCCAAGUUGGAAAAAUGACCACGAGAAACGGUACAUAUAGCAUGAGGUCGACUAAAGGAACGUGUGAUACCGCAUCUUCUAUGCGCAAGACAACAAAAUUCAUAAAACCUGCAGUGAAACAAAAAUUGUCUAAAGAACAGGAGAGCAUUAUGGAAAAGCAUUCAGACAUCAAUGAUCCGCGUGACAACGUUCUGAACUCAGCUGGUAAAUAUGUGGUCCCAGUGGAAGAGGAUAAUUCAACUGAUCUGAGGAGAAGAAAUAGUCCUUCAACACCCUCAGGCAUAACAGAGACCAACUCACAAGCUGCUGAUGUCACAACGAAAUCCAAACACAAUCAGCAAGAAGCCGAGCUCUGGAUUAAAAUAAAGGCUACUCAGGCACAGCUAAAAGCAGCUGAGGAACGCACGAAGGAAGAAGCUGAAUUACUGGAAAAAUCCAAGAAAGAAGCCUGGAACCACGUGGUUAACCUGUACACAGCACUAACAGGCAUCAGCAAUGAAAAUGAGGACAUUCAAAAUCUAAUAAAGGAGAACCAGAUGAUGAUUGGAAAGCCAGCUCUUCUGCUGUGUCAGCAAUGCAAAUUCUUGAAAAGACGUGAAGACUUUAAGCAAGACAAACAGACAGAACAGGUGGACAAGAAGAUUUCAGCGCAAGCAGAUAAAAUGAAGAAAUUGACAGUGGAACUAGAUAGAAAAUUUACUAAAGUUACAUAUUUAAAAAGUCAAAUUGAAGAAAUGCAACAGAAGAAGAUUAGUUUGCAAGAAAAACGUGCAUACCGUGAUGGAAGUAUUGUACGGCUGGAGUUUGCCUUUGAAAGAGAUAAGGUCCACAGUCCAUCACACCAACACAUGAAUGGAGACGUGAAAUUCUGCUAAAUUUGAUCGUGCUACCCUCAAACUUCCUGCUUCUGGUAUCCAAACACUAGCUGUAUGACAACUUCAACAUUACCAGUCUAAAAGUGCAUGAAGUUAACAAAUUCUAUCUUUGAAGAUGACUCUCUUCAGAGAUGUUGCGCGAUGUUUCAGAUGGCCUACUGUCCCCACCACCAUAGCCUGAGAACAGAAAUAUCGAGGGAGAAAUUGGGAGAAGGGGCAGACCACAGUGGAAUUACAUGAUUCAGAAAUGCUCAUUGCUCCUUCACCUGGUCUCAAUAGAAUGGCCGGUCUUACCACUGCAGGACUGACCUCAUUUGCUGGGUGUUCUGAUCUUCAAGGAGGCCCACAAACUCAGUGUUGUGGAGGACAGAAGCUUUCUGAUGUGGUUGAAGGUCGUGCUGACAGAAGGAAGGAAGGCGACAAGGAACAGGUUUCUCUGGGCUGACCCUGAUAGACUGAGGAUCUGAUAGCUGCUGCAGCUAUUUUGCCUCAAUGUGGCCCUUAAGAUCAUCAUGUAAGAAGUUCCCGCACGCACAGUAACCUCUAUCUUGAUUAAAACUCUCACCAACCUUCUAAAAAAUAGCAUGAACUCUAUGCUGUCAAAAAAGGGCCCGGUCGCUGUGUGACCGGGGAAACCUGUAUGAAGAGGUGGAGUUUCUCUGGGCCAAUUUCAGGCAGAAUGGCGACAGUAACUAGCAGAUCUGAUGGGCUCUCAGUCCACCAGAGAGAUGCCCCAGCCCUAGAGAAGCCUGUCUGUUGCCUUCCUUCCCUUCAUCAGCAUGACCUUGAACUGAAUCAGCAAACUCCUUCUCAAUUUCGUUCAGCCUGUGAAGGAUGACUUAGGACUCGGUACUCCAGAGUUGCCACCAAAUGCAGAUACAUGGACCAGAUGAUUAUCAGGGAGACGAUUAGGUUCAAACUACACCCUGAUAAGAACAGAAAUCGUAGUCUGCAUCUGAGCCACUCCAUCAAUGGACGUAGGAGGCCUCUGCUUGCUGUUUCCUCCUUUAAUGCCCUCUCGUCUGGCCAAGGUUCUACCUUAUUCAACCUGCACCCAUAUCUCAAGAAAGAUUUUCACAUGCAGCUUACUAAUGAUGGAGACAGUGACAACCUCUGAAUCAUCAGUAAACUUCCACCAGAUUACACAGUGCAACAUCUCGGAAGAUAGUCAUCCUUUAGCCAUAACAACCUGAAACAUCACAAUUGUACUCUUCAAAGUCAAUUUUUUGAAUCUCUGUAACCAUCGGUGCAGUAGGGGAUGUAUGAAUAUCAGUUCAAAGUGCAAAAUAUACUUUAACAUUGAUUAAACUGCGGGUUCUUCAAAUUCAAA
Molecule: messenger RNA, 2338 nt
Organism: Zootermopsis nevadensis
Lineage: Eukaryota; Metazoa; Arthropoda; Insecta; Blattodea; Termopsidae
Source: RefSeq, a predicted model, not a curated record